AUGGAUCGCCGGAACUCCGCCGGAGCUGCGCCGGAGCCGCGCGAGUGGAAGAAGAAUCACGCUCCUCCCCUCCCCUACCCCGUGCUCGUCUCCUCGCGGCAAUCCCAUGCGGCGCCUCCGCGUGCGCGUGACGACCUCGUCACGUGCGUUCUCCAGCAUCUCGCGGCGCGAGCGCGCUCCCCCGCCGACCUGAUCAACGCGUGGCUGACGUGCCGCCGCGUGUGCGCGCUGGGCGUCGAGCCGCACGUGCUGAGUCGCGCGUCGCCCGCGGCCAUUUCGGUGGCGGCGCCGUCCUGGUCGGACGGCGCGCAUCGGUUCCUCAAACGGUGCGCCGCGGCGGGUAACCUCGACGCGUGCUACUCGCUCGGCAUGAUUCAAUUCUACUGCCUCGAGGACCGUCGCCGCGGCGCGACGCUGCUCGCGCGCGCCGCGCUCGGCGGGCACGCGCACGCGCUGCACUCGCUCUCCGUGAUCCACUUCAACGGCAGCAGCGGCACGCGCCUCGAUCGCGACCUGCUCGCGGGCGUGCUGCUGUGCGCGAAGGCCGCCGCGCAAGGCCACGUGGAGGCGCUUCGGGAGCUGGGGCAUUGCCUGCAGGACGGGUAUGGGGUUCCGCGGAACGUGGCGGAGGGGAGGCGCCUGCUGCUCGAGGCGAACACGAGAGAGGCCGCUACAGUUGCUGCCGCUACAGCCGCUACAGCCGCUACAGCUGCUACAGCUGUUACAGCGGCUGCAGGUGUAUCAACCGCUACAUCCGUUGCUGCACCAGCAGCUGCUACAGCUGCUACAGCGGGGAGUGCGGCUACAGUUCUUACAGCAGCUGCGAUCUCUCCGCCUUUUGAAGCAGUUGCUGCACCCGCGCCUUGGCUUCCAGAGACAACAGAAGAAGUCUCCGCGGGAGCAGUCUCAGCGGGAGCAGUCGCAAGAGGGGCAGUCACAAGAGUAGACUUUGGAAUUGCCGAAGCCACGGGUAUUGUGAGAAUAUCAUGGGGAACAGAGAAUACCGAAGCAGCAGCGGUAGUGGUUUCUCCGCAGAGCCAGUUUACAAUGCAGUUCAACCCUCUCCAGUUCAAGCCUCCUUAG
Closterium sp. Naga37s-1 is the source of this 1083-nucleotide messenger RNA. The record is from the annotation of a GenBank genome assembly. NCBI's taxonomy places the organism in Eukaryota, Viridiplantae, Streptophyta, Zygnematophyceae, Desmidiales, Closteriaceae.